UACUAAUGAUGCUAUUGACAUCGAACUACUGCGAGCUUACCUAUUUAGAAAUCGUCUGCAGCAGCUGCAGUUAGCUGUGAUUCCUGCUCAUUCCCGUCGAAUCGAUCUUUGUGCUCACCGUGGCUUACACCCCACCAAUCCCCGUUGUGCCGUAUACCUGAAUGCAUAAGGUGCAGGAGAGACAGGGGAGCCGUUGCCCGAGCACACGAACAGCGUCCUGAUAGGUAGUCCUGCGUUGCCCUGACCAGGAGCCUCCUGAAUGAAUUUCACACACUGUCCUUGGGAAUAUUUAAACAGCGUCUAUACCGCCCUGGCUGCCUGGUUGACAGGCUCCCAUCCUAAACUCCUCGCCUCAUUUUCACAUUUCUAACAUCAUCGACAGGCAAAAACCUUGUUUUGAUUUAAUCUUCAUCUAAAUUUGCCACAAGGCGACCCUUUUCUCAGACAACCAGGGCUAAGCUUGAAGCAUCAUCGACCACAGCUUCAGCCCCAAACCCAUGCUACAAUAGUCACAUCAUCUAAGUAUAAAGAACUCUUGCAUCUCGUUGUCAUUCAACAUGGCCCAGCGCCCUGAUAUGCGACGGAGCGGGUCUUAUGGCUCGGACACGUCGUCGGUCUAUUCGGGGCGCUCGGGCUCUGUCGGUUCGGCCGAUUCCCUCUAUUCCGUCUGGUCUUCAUCGGACUCAGAUUCCUUCGUCUGGAGAGAAGAUGAUUCGGGCUUUUACGGUAUUGGAGGCGCCGUGACCCGUUACGUGGAUGAGCGCGAUGACAGGCGCAAACGAUUCGCCUCUCAUAUUUUGAGCGGGCCGUUCGCUCAGUUUUAUAAGAAACAGCGCCACUCCAGCUCCAACUCUCGCCCAGGCCGCAGCCCUCGUUCUAACCCACGCUCAAGCAACGUGGGUGCUAGCUCAGGCAGAGGCCACAACCAGCAUUUUCAGCCGAGGCCUGUUAGCGUUGAACCUCAGUUCCAUCAAGAACACUUCCAGCCACCACCGCCGCCAUUCCACCCUUACGGCUUCAACGGACCACCACCUCCACCGCCUCCCCCGCCGGCUCCUGCGCACGCGGGGUUUGAAGGCGGCUUUAUCCAACUCGGCGGUCCUCCCCCGCCACCGCAACACCCGGAUGAUCCCUGGGACAAUGAAGGAGCAUAUGAUACCGGAGUGCACGUUUAUGACUAAUGAUACCACGGAGUAGGAUGUGGCUAUUUGAUGGCUUAUUGAUGGAUUACGAUUGACUUGAUCUCUACGAAUUUACGGAACGGACUGUUUCUAUUCGUUGGAUAUUGUUUCGGCGUUACGGUGGGACUCUUUUGAGGAUCACAGCACUUGUUAACAUGACAAUUACAGUAUGUGACGAAUCGCAGAGAAAGGGAAAAUGGGUUACGAAGGCAAAGCCGUUCUUUGCGAGAUACCCAUCUGCGAAAGGGCGAAAGGAGUAAUGACCCAUUCGAUUUUUAAGACACGACGGAUCCUAGCACAAACAACUCUUGGCCUUCCAUGCCGAUAGUUGGGUCUCCUUAUGUCUAAGAACUUUGAGU
Messenger RNA from Annulohypoxylon truncatum, 1540 nucleotides. RefSeq lists its product as uncharacterized. The record is from RefSeq and is a predicted model, not a curated record. The transcript is spliced from 2 exons. NCBI's taxonomy places the organism in Eukaryota, Fungi, Ascomycota, Sordariomycetes, Xylariales, Hypoxylaceae. The coding region runs from base 558 to 1181 and encodes 207 amino acids.